This is a messenger RNA of Chelonoidis abingdonii (Abingdon island giant tortoise), 1484 nucleotides long. RefSeq names its product B-box and SPRY domain containing (gene BSPRY). Gene Ontology annotation, molecular function: protein binding. The record is from RefSeq and is a predicted model, not a curated record. NCBI's taxonomy places the organism in Eukaryota, Metazoa, Chordata, Testudines, Testudinidae.
CAGGGGGCUGCCGUGGGGCCGCUUCCCAGCCCUGGGGGGUGACGUCCCUUGGGGCUCCGGCCGCGUAUGACCGUAGCGCUGAGCGCCCAGAAUAAAAUUGUGGAUCAGUGUGAGAAGCUCCAGCUGCAGAGUGCUGCGAUCACCAAAUACAUGGCUGAGGUGCUGCCAGGGAAGAACCAAAGUGCUCUGAGUGCGGCCAGCUGGGCCCGGGAAGUGGUGAUCCAGAGACUGAUCUUUGUGAGAAAUGUGUGUGAGAACGAGGAGCAGCGACUGCUAGAGAAGGUGCACACGGAGGAGGAGAGGACUCACCAGAGCAUCCUGACCCAGCGAGCUCACUGGACCGAGUCCCUGCAGAAACUGGCUGCCCUCCGCACCUACCUAGUGGACAUGAUCACCAACCUGGAUGACCAUGGCCUGGUGCACGCGGAGCAGGAGAUCUUCGAGAGGACAGAGGCAGCGGAGGGAAUCCUGAAGCCACAGGAGUCCGAGAAGUUAAACUUUAAUCAGAAAUGUGUUCAGAGUCCAUUACUGCACCAGCUGUGGGCCUCUGCUGUUCUCAGCUGUGCCACAGGUUUGGAAGAAGUUCAUGUAGAUGAGAAAACCAUCAGCCCCCUGCUGACCCUGUCCGAAGACAAGAAAACCUUGGCGUUCAGCCCCAAGAAGACAAAGCCCUAUCCAGACUGCCCAGAGCGCUUCGAUCACUGGCCCAACGCCUUGGGCACUAAGGCCUUCCACAAAGGGACCCACGCCUGGAGGAUCCGCGUGGACAAAAGCUGCGCAUACAAAUUGGGCAUUUCUUAUGGCUCCUUGCAGCGCAAAGGGCCUGGCAACGCAGCCCGGCUGGGCUACAACCCCUUCUCCUGGGUGUUCUCGCGCUAUGACAAGGAGUUCCGCUUCUCGCACAACAGCUGUCAUCAGGCGGUGGAGCUAGUCAAGUGCCCUGCGCAGGUAGGCGUGCUGGUUGACUUGGAUGGGGGGGAAGUGCUGUUCUACGAUCCUACUUCCUGUGUCAUCCUCCACUCGCACCGUGAAACCUUUACUGCACCCAUCUACCCCGUGUUUGCCGUGGCUGACCAGAGCAUCUCCCUCGUUCAGUAAACGAGGCCUGGCACAGGGGCAGCAGCUCACCCACCAGCUCUGUGCGGAAAAGGGGGAGCUUUCUGCAGACACACACAAUUUGGCACGCCACCUACAGGAUCUUCAGUCACUGCAAGCACUCCAGGAUGGGGCUGGCAGCCCGAAUGCACUGACACCUAUGUCCAGGGUCCCAGGGGGGCCACACUGAGACUGCUCAGUCAGGGCAAACUGCAAUGAAUGGGGCAGACUAUCCCCCAAGCUUGGAGGUUAUUUCUAAUAAUUAGAUCAUCAAUCCAGCAACAAAACAGCUUCUAUAAUAUCUUCCUGGUUACUCAGAAGCCACAAACACAUCCAGCCCUGGGCUCUUGCCCAGACAGCCCAGUCAAAGAUAAUGAGGAUUACGGGCA